AUGCAGGAGGGUCACGUCCGACCUUUGUCCGACGAUGGCACCUUGACCCCGGAGCAUUCCUUGUCCCAGUGGGCAGAUUAUAUCGAGGAGGCCUGCAACAUCUUCGGACGUCCCUUUGCAGAUGUGCCAGGCCUCGUGGAAGUCAUGAAGGAGGUGGGCUUCGUCGACGUCACGUACAGCACCUUCAAAUGGCCCAUCAACACCUGGCCCAAGGACCCGCAUUACCGGACCCUUGGCCAGUUUAACCACGAGAAUUACAUGGAUGGAAUCGAGGGUUUCACGCUCGCGCCCUUCACCCGAGCUCUCGAGUGGACCCGGGAAGAGGUUGAUGUCUUCCUCAUCGGUGUUCGCAACGAUCUGAGGAACAGGCAUAUCCACGCGUAUAUUCCCAUUCAGUUGGUGCAUGGACGCAAGCCUGAGGCGGUGCCGGAGACGGACUGA
Messenger RNA from Colletotrichum fioriniae, 441 nucleotides. NCBI's taxonomy places the organism in Eukaryota, Fungi, Ascomycota, Sordariomycetes, Glomerellales, Glomerellaceae. The record is from RefSeq and is a predicted model, not a curated record.